AUGACAAGAGAAAUCAAAAAGCCUUGGAUAGAAACCCCCCUGGUAAGAUCGACUAAUUUGUCCAAAGCUGCUGGCUGUAAUGUAUUUCUGAAAUUAGAAAAUACGCAGCCCUCCGGGUCCUUUAAAUCGAGAGGAAUUGGCCACUACAUGGUCGACAAGUUGACCACUCUUCGCCAACAGCGAAAUGACCCAUCCGUGAAAGCCCACUUCUACAGCUCUUCAGGGGCCAAUGCCGGGCUGGCGUGCAUUUACGGUGCAAAUGUAUUCGAAUGCCGAACGACUAUCGUCACUCCUCUGUCGACGUCAGCAUUUUUGGUCGCAAAGUUAAAGCAGGCUGGAGCUGUGGAGGUCAUCCAGUAUGGAAACACAUGGCCUGAAGCGGAUGAGUAUCUAAGAAACACAGUCAUGAUGAGACCCGGAACUACCGACGAGGCACGAAUAUAUGUCCCGCCGUUUGAUGCACCGGAGAUUUGGCAAGGCAACGCUGGGAUUAUGCACGAAAUUGUCAGGCAACUGGGCGAAGCGAUAAGCCAUUACUCCAUGAACACAGCAACAACAACAACAACAACAACAACAACCAACGGAAAAACGGCCGCAGAGCAUGCACCGAACAUUGAUGCUGUAGUGUGCAGUGUGGGUGGUGGGAGUUUGUUCUGCGGGUUAAUGCAGGCGAUCGAGGAGUUGCAGAUGAAGGACCGCACGCAAGUGAUUACUGUAGAGGCGGAUGGAGUUGACUCGUUGGCACAGUCUGUAGCGAAGAGGGAACGCAUCACUUUGUCGAGAAUUGGGAGCUUAGCCACCAGUUUGGGAGCGAGGAGAGUUGCACAGAGAGCAUUCGAGUAUGGCUUGGAGAAGCACGUCAGGACAGUUGUUCUGUCUGACGCCGAGGCCAUACGAGCAUGUCGACGGUUUGCGGACGAAGAGCAUUAUCUGGUAGAACUGGCUUGUUCUGUCUGUCCUGCCUUGUGUUACAAUGGAAAAUUGGCAGAGCUGAUCCCUGGGUUUAAUGAGAAUACUAUGGUGGUGAUUGUCGUUUGUGGUGGAAGCAACAUAUCAUUUGAGAUGAUGGGAAAAUAUUUGGCCACCCUAGGCUGA
This is a messenger RNA of Aspergillus pseudotamarii, 1095 nucleotides long. RefSeq names its product tryptophan synthase beta subunit-like PLP-dependent enzyme. The record is from RefSeq and is a predicted model, not a curated record. NCBI's taxonomy places the organism in Eukaryota, Fungi, Ascomycota, Eurotiomycetes, Eurotiales, Aspergillaceae. The transcript has 2 exons. Bases 1 to 1095 code for a protein of 364 amino acids. Gene Ontology annotation, biological process: L-threonine catabolic process; L-serine catabolic process. Gene Ontology annotation, molecular function: pyridoxal phosphate binding; threonine deaminase activity; L-serine ammonia-lyase activity.